AUGAAGCGUGCGCGAAGAGCCAUGAAGCAUCGCUCGAAGGAAGACAGCGGGGACUCCUCGUGCACCAGCGCGGAGGGGAGUUCCAGCAGUGGAGACGAGGCCCACCUGUUCGAGGAGACGCGCAAGAUCAGGAAGGCUGCGAUGAAGGGGCCAGGCGCCCUUUCGGCCCACACCAUUGCGAGCAUGUCCAGGGCCUUGCUCACGCACCAGGGCUUGCCGAUCGAGAUCCAGGAUGGUCCAGUACCGUGCGUAGCCCUCCAGUACCACAAGCAAGUCCUGUCGCAGAAGUUGUCCCCGCCAUUGUGCAGGGAGAGCUUGAAUCUAUGUGCUGCCACGGACGCCAUCUUGAGUGGACAGGUGGCGCUGGGGGUAGACAUACUUCUCCAGCGUUUGAAGUCGGUCGAGAGCUUGGGAGGAGGACAGUCAUGGGCGGCUUCACAGAAGUUGGAGUUGACACCUCAGGAGGGAGUCCAACUUGCAGGCGUCGAAGAGAGCAAGACGGCCAACAAGGAGCUGCGAGAGGAGUUGAAGAAUCGACAAGCCACGCAGAGAACAUGGGGGAAGAGCGACAAGGGAACUUCGAAGAGCAAGCAGGAGGAGGCUGAGAUUGAGACAGAGCUGGAGGAGAUGGCAAGACUGGCUUCGUGUGGGGCAGAGCAGACCUCAAGAGUGCAGACAGAUGACCUACUACAGAUGCAGAUGCCGUAUGGGAGUGGGAGACUCUAUAACCACUCCUCGGUGGCCAUUUUGGCCAGUACAGUGCCGGAUGAGGAUGCCGCCUCUGAAGGCAAACCUACAACCAGUCCGCUUGAAGAGCGAAAAAAGGAGUUGGGAGCGGGCGGAUUUCGUUUCGUGGACGUCGUGGGGGACUUGACCAGGGACCUGUCACCUUUUCUUCGCAAGACCUUGACCAAGGGGGAGGUGUUCCCACUUCCCUACGGCAGCUCCCUAGCUGGACCCCCGUUUGACGUGUUGGAUGCAGAGGUAGAGUAUGACUGUACUCGAUUCCUGUUAGAUGGAUGGGAGAAAGUUUCCAAUGAACCUUACCCAACGUUCACUACCUCACGGCCAAGCCGAACUCCUGGCAGGGGUCCUGCCGGCCUACAGCAAUCGGGAGAAGACGUGCUUAGGGACUGGGCCAGUGACUUGCAUCGUUUCCCACCAUACCAAUACCUUCACAAAUUUCGACUGCAAGACAAGCAUGGCAACACCCGCCUGUUGAAUUGUGAAGAGCGAGAAGUUCUGAUGGGUUUUCCACGAGGCUACACUGUUCAAUGCUACCCGAAGCAAGAGCAGAACACACAAGCUUGGCAGGAUGAGCGGCUCACCCUCGUAGGAAACAGCUGGAACGUCUUUGUAGUGGCAUGGUUGUUGACACAGCUCUCCUUGGUUCUCGGCAUAGGUCCGCGCCUGAGCCUUCGGGAGGUGGUAGAACA
Durusdinium trenchii is the source of this 1436-nucleotide messenger RNA. The record is from the annotation of a GenBank genome assembly. NCBI's taxonomy places the organism in Eukaryota, Dinophyceae, Suessiales, Symbiodiniaceae.